This is a messenger RNA of Tripterygium wilfordii, 1339 nucleotides long. Its product is annotated as vicilin-like seed storage protein At2g18540. The record is from RefSeq and is a predicted model, not a curated record. The coding region runs from base 49 to 1047 and encodes 332 amino acids. The transcript is spliced from 8 exons. NCBI's taxonomy places the organism in Eukaryota, Viridiplantae, Streptophyta, Magnoliopsida, Celastrales, Celastraceae.
AACUGAACAAACAACACAGAGCUAGAAACUCCAGAGGUAGCUCAAAAAAUGGGAAAGGAUCGAAACGGCACCCCUCUCUCUGAGAAACGACGAAAACAUGAGGAGGUGGAAGAAGGGGAUAAGGUGAAAGAAGAAAGGAAACCGAGGAGUAAAUCGACUCCGGAGUCCGAUGUAGGCCGAGGAUCGGACUCGGAAACCGAUAGAAAGCCCAAAAGAUCGGAGAAAGCAAAGAAGUCGCGAAGUCGGUACAGCAGUGACGAAUAUUCCGAUUCGGACUCGGAGUCGGAUUCUGACGAGUCGGAGUAUUCUGAUUCGGGUUCGAGUUCUGAGGAGAGUAUGAGUGAGAGUGAAGACGAAGAGGAGAGGAGGAGGAGGAAGAGGAGGGAGAGAAAGAGGAGGAGAGAGAGGGAAGAAGAGCGGGAGAGGAAAAGAAGGAAGAGGGAAAAGGAGAAGAAGAAGAGGAAGGAAGAGAAGAGGAAGCGAGAGAAAGAGAAGAGGAAAAAGAAGGAGAGGAAGAAGAAGGAAGAAAGAGGGAAGAAAGGUGCAGUCACUAAUUCUUGGGGGAAGUAUGGGAUCAUUAGAGAAACUGACAUGUGGAAUAAACGACCAGAGUUUACUGCAUGGUUAGCUGAAGUGAAACAGGUGAACCUGGAGAAUCUGGCUAAUUGGGAAGAGAAACAGAUGUUCAAAGAUUUCAUGGAGGACCACAAUACAGCCACCUUUCCUUCUAAAAAAUAUUAUAAUCUUGAUGCACAUUUCAGACAUAAAUUGGAAAAGGAAAUUAAGAAGGGUCCCAAGAAAUCUGUAGAGACAGAACGUACUAUAUUUGAUGAUGAAGAACAGCGCCGGUUAGAAUUGUUGAAAGAACGUGAAAAGCAGAAGGAACAGCAGGUUGAAGAAUUGAAGCGCUCUAUGCAGGGUGGAAUGGCACAAGCAAUGAAGGAGCAAGCUCAACUCAAGGAAGAGAUGGCUUAUCAAUACAAGCUUGGAAACUUCGAGGCUGCAGCUGCGAUCCAGAGGAGGUUGGACCCAGACGUGGCCAUGUAGCUUCGGUAGCUACAAGAGGGGGAAUUCAGCUGGGUCACACCAUAGUCUACCCUUUUGUUGAAUCCAUCUUUUCCAGAGUACUUAAUUUACAUAAAGCUUCCCACCGGAAACGUGCAAAUCGUAAUCAUCAAUUCAACAGUGUGUCGAAUCAGUUACGGUCUAUGCUUAUAAUUUGAGAAUGAUCUUCAUUAAUGCAUCUGGAUAUUCUAUAUGCAUGAUAUUGUAUAACACAUUUUUGUACGUCUUAUGUUAUCUUGGUUUUAUGAAGAGUGCCCUAGGAUUUUUCUGACUA